AUGUCUCUCGAACUUGAGCCAAAUCUGAUUAAGCGCGGCGUAUGUACAAUCUGGAACUACACCAAUCCUUUGGCACCAGUAGCUCGAGGCUUCGACCCAAGACCCGAGCUUCGCCGUGACGACACAACGCUCACAAUCAUCUUCGUUGGUCUCAAUGCUGUUACCUAUCAGAACAAAGUCCACGACCCUCUCUUCAACGCAACCGUGCCGAUGGAGGCAAAGGGUAUAGACAGCACGGGCGGUCAUCCAAUCCGAACCUUGUAUUAUGCAUCCAAGUUCGCUCGAGCACUCGCCUGCCAGGAGCAAUAUCGAUUCUGCUACAAGCCCCCUUCCGGAAAAGACGAGUGCACCGAGCUCGGCGAGCUCCCUCUCAGCGUCUUUCUAGGGAACCUUCCUCCUCCCAACAUUGAUUUCAGCGCUUUCCCAAACGCAAACGAAAUGCAGAAGGCGAUCUUUAGAUUGAUUACAUCGUCCGCAUACGAGUUCAACAUCGCAAACGUCGCGCUUGACCUAUUAGCGGAAUCGCUAGAAAAACCCGAUAUCGAAAGAGGACUUCCUGACGACCAAUGGCUACGCGAGUUGACACGCUGGCAAAAGCAGAUCUUAGCAUCUUUGCAAGUUGCUAUGAUUAACUAUUCGAUUGGUCCUGGAUCGCGCGAUACUGCUUAUCCCGCGUAUGUCCGACCGACGACCGAUGCUGAGAAGCAGCUUUGUACGAUGCAAAAGAUGAGGAAGUCUGAUAACGUUGUAAACGUCAACGUUUUCGGUCUCUCCUUCAUCAUCGCCUUCUCCAUUCUCGUCGCCCUCCUCGACAUCUUCAUCCCCAAAUUCAUGAUCUACCUGUCCAAAUUCCGCGCCGCACUCAGCCCACGCAUCGACCGGUGGAUCCAAGACGGCAUCUGGCAGCUACAACAACGAGCCUAUGAGGGCGAAGGGUACCGCGGCUGGACCGAUCUGGAAGCAGACAUACCGCUCACGACUGAGGAUAAGCUGAAGGACCUGGCGAUAUUGUGGCUGCCGAGUAAGAGCCCGGCUAUGAGCCAUGGAGAGAAUCGAGGCUUUGGGAUAAUGGGAUGGUUUAGGACACAAGGGGGCCGCGACUAAGCAAACUGAUAGAG
Macroventuria anomochaeta is the source of this 1118-nucleotide messenger RNA. RefSeq lists its product as uncharacterized. Bases 1 to 1104 code for a protein of 367 amino acids. NCBI's taxonomy places the organism in Eukaryota, Fungi, Ascomycota, Dothideomycetes, Pleosporales, Didymellaceae. The record is from RefSeq and is a predicted model, not a curated record. The transcript has 4 exons.